Notechis scutatus (mainland tiger snake) is the source of this 611-nucleotide messenger RNA. The record is from RefSeq and is a predicted model, not a curated record. Lineage: Eukaryota; Metazoa; Chordata; Lepidosauria; Squamata; Elapidae.
UUUUGCAGACGAGCAUAAAAAAUAUGGAGAGGGAGCUGCUGUGCCCGGUCUGCAAAGAGAUGUACAAACAACCUCUGGUUUUGCCGUGCAUGCACAACGCCUGCCACAUCUGCGCCACCGAAGUCCUCCUCCAACAGGGCUACAUCUGUCCUGAUCCGACUUCGGAGCCCACUUCCCCGGCGUCCACCCCAGCCACGCGGAGUCCUCGUUUGGGGCGCCGGAUCGUGCCAAAACCGGAGCGCCUGGACCGGCUUCUAAAAUCAGGUUUUGGCACCUAUCCCGGCCGGAAACGGGGUAACGCUUUACACCCACAGAGCGUCCUUUUUCCGUGCCCGCUGUGCCAGCGAGACGUGGACCUGGGCGAGCGAGGUUUGGGCAGCCUCUUCCGGAACCUGACCCUGGAACGGGUGGUGGAGCGUUACCGCCACACCAUCAACGUCAACGCGGCCAUCAUGUGCCAGUUCUGCAAGCCGCCGCAGCUGGAAGCCACCAAGGGCUGCACCGAGUGCAAGUCCAGCUUCUGCAACGAAUGCUUCAAGCUUUACCACCCGUGGGGGACGCAGAAAGCGCAGCACGAACCAAUCGCCCCCACGCUCACUUUCCGUCCCAAA